Molecule: messenger RNA, 6620 nt
Organism: Caenorhabditis auriculariae
Lineage: Eukaryota; Metazoa; Nematoda; Chromadorea; Rhabditida; Rhabditidae
Source: the annotation of a GenBank genome assembly
AUGUGGAGCAAAGUCUUCAUAUUCGUCUUUUUAUCGUUGGCGGAGUCUUCAGAAGGUCUCAAGGCGCUCAUAUAUUCACCGGUAUUUGCUGCCAGUCAUUCAAACUUCAUGGGCAGAUUGUCUGACACUUUGACCGAAGCAGGACAUGAAGUUGUUAGUUUUAUGCGCGAUUUUUUUUUUAAAAAAUCAAAAAAAAAUUUGCGCGGUAAGUCUGUGGUUUGCGUAUCCGGCUUAAUAAUCGACGACAGCUUUUCUUUUUUUCGAAUUUUUUUCAUUUUUUUAUAAUUAUUUCUCUCCCAAAUUCGUGUAAAAACUAAUUAUUUCAUUUAACUCGUUUUAGACAGUUCUCAUACCAGUAGCCGAUGUCAGCCGCAUCCAUCAACACGGCGUCAGGUUGGCCAAAGAGAAGAUAUUCGUUAUGGUAGCCAUUUCAAAAAAAAAAAAUCAUCAACUAAAAUCUUCAGCCAAAUGACACUACUUCGGAGAUAUUUGAAGAACCGGAUCACAGUCAUUUCUGGACCGAAACCACAGAUCCAUCGCACAUAUUGAAGGUAUUUUUUAACUAUUUUUUUUUCCCAUUUUUUUUCCAAAUUUCAGGGUUUUGCCUGGUUUAGAGAUGCAAUGAAAGAAGCGUGUGAGAAUACUUUAUCACGCCGAGAACUCAUCGAAGAUUUGAGAAAUCGCAGUUUCGACGUCGCCUAUAUUGAGCCUCUGGCGAUCUGUGGAUUGGGUGUGAGUCCAUUGGACUUCCUGAAUAAGGAAUGUUUUUCAGCAUUGUUCGAACAUCUUGGAAUCGAGUCAGUGAUUCUCACUUCGUCGACUGUUUAUUACGACCUUAUUCCAAAUGUCCUUGGGGAGCCAAACGAACCAAGCUCUGUUCCAGGUUUCAGCCGAAUCUUUUCUUUUUGAAAUUUAAGAAUUUCAGCCGUUUUUUCUGAUACUCCGUCAGAAAUGUCGUUGAUCCAGCGAGUGAUGAACGUUCGGGCUCUCUCCUACAGCUUUAAAUUUGCUCAAGAUGUGAUGGAGAAAGAAAUGGAAGUUUACCGUCGAAUCUUCGGAAGCGAAAUGCCGCACUGGAAGGUGCUUUCGAACCAAUGGAGCUGUUUAAAAAGAGUAAGGGUUCAGGAGAUGAUCAGACGUGCAUCUUUCCACUUCACCAACGCCAAUCCGUUUCUUGACUUUCCGAGGCUCAUGCUCUCAAAAACUGUUCUUAUCGGUGGAAUCGCCGUUGACGUAGAAAAAAUCCGAGCAGAGAAAGUUUCAGAAGUAAGUUUUUUGCUGAUGAUCAAAAAAUUCUUUUUGCUAGGAAUGGGACGAGGUUCUGAACCGUCGCAAAAAGACCGUCCUGAUCUCUUUUGGGUCUCUACUUUUCUCGAGAGACAUGCCUCCGAAAGCAAAGUCAGAUUCUUCGAAAGACAUUUUUCAAGAAAUAGCUUCAGGCAAAACUUCCUGGAGAUAAUCAAAUCGAUGCCAGAAGUGACCUUCAUCUGGAAGUACGAGAGCAACGACACCGCCUGGGCCAGCAGCGCCUCCAACAUUUAUUUCUCGCCGUGGGUUCCUCAGACCGCCCUUUUGGGUACACUCCGAUUCGUUUUCUUUCCGAAUAGUUUCAUUAAGCUGACUCGCGACUCACCGCCUUCGUUACUCACGGAGGUUUGGGAAGCACGAAUGAACUGGCCUACAUGGGAAAGCCUGCUCUGACAGUGAGUUCCAAAAAAAGGAAAAAGGAAAAAAAAAAUGCAUCCUCACUGCAACUAAUAAACAUGCUAGGGAUGAAGGACAAUGAAAAAAAUGUGUGAUUCGUUAAUUUAUUAUGUAACCGUUCAUUAAGCUAUUUGUAUCUUCUUUUUCUAUUGAAUAAGUUUCCAGUUUCCAACUUCUUCAAGUUGUUAUAAAAUAGUCUGACUUACCUGCGCCCUCUUAUUUCUCACCGAAGUCGCAGCGCGAAGAGUUGGAGAGACUUUGAUAUUCAAAAGCGCAGUAGACCUGAUGCCGUAUACAAUGAAGGGGAAGAGGAUUCUCCGCGAUUCCUGAAAAUAGCUUUUACUUAAUGAAUUCUCAUUAUUUCUGAUGUAAAAAGGUUUUAUAAGAAGAUUCUAAAAGGGAGGAACAGAUUUCAGUGAAAAGAAGACUAUUUCAUGUACCUGAAAUAAAAAGAACCAGCAAGAAAAAGAAAAAAAUAUUUUGUGCAGAUCCCAAUGUUUGGCGAUCAGCCGCGCAACGCCUUCAUGCUCGAGAGACACGGCGGAUCGGUUUUCAUCGGAAAGUUUGACAUCCUUAAGCGUGACGUCAUCGAAAGGGCUCUGAAAGAGGUGCUCAACAAUCCCAAGUGAGUUCGCCACUUCAUGAUUCAGUUUGAACGUAAUUUCAGGUACGCAAGAAAUGCGCGGAAACUUGCGGAGAUGCUGAACAGCGCUCCGGUGAAGCCGAAGGACCUCGUCCUCAAGUACACCGAAUUCGCCGCCAGGUAGCGACUGAUACUCCCUCAUACCACCUUUCUUUCAAUUUUCAGAUUUGGACGCGUUCCCGAGAUGAGUCCGCACUCUGUCAAUCUCAACUUUAUGCAAUUCUACUUCCUUGACGUCGCUUUCCUUGUUGUUUUUUCAAUUGCCAUAUUAUUUUCCCUAGCCUUUUAUGUAUUUUCAAAAGCUUCUAGUUUGUUCAACGCCCGAAUCGUGAUCAAGAAAAAGUGUGAAUAGUGUUUCGACCACAUCGUUACUGGUAGCAAUACGGGUGUUUUUUUUCUUUUUGGAACUAAUUAUUAAAUGAAAAAUUAAAUUUUCAAUAUCCAUUUGUUUGCAAUUAAUUUCGAAAAGAGUAUUAUGUUCAUUGGCUAGCUGAGUCAAAAGAUCCAAGAACGAUGAAAAAAGGACGUUUUGUCCAGAAGAAGUACCACCUUCUUAAAGGAAGUUGGAUUGAACAAAAUAUUUUUUCAGGUGUGCGAUUUUAAGAGAUAAAAUAGAUAAAUAUGAAAAAAAAGUACUUGAGAAUUUCAAGAUUCUUGUAUCGAUUAAAUGCCAUUGAUAACUUGAGAAACGACCAAACACAACAUUACGCAAUCUCAGAGGUCAAACGUUGCUUGAUUUAUCAAUAAAGGUCUAGAAAACGUCUUUCUGCUUCUUUACAGUAGCAAUUUUAGAAUUUCGUUUAAACUUUUUUCAAUUUGCGAUUUCAGAUGCUACUCAUUUCUUUCUUCCUUUUUACAUGUUCAAAUGCGCUGAAAGUUCUGGUGUACGCCCCGAUUUUCGGGACGAGCCAUUCCAAUUUCAUGGGAAAACUGGCCGACACUCUAACUGAAGCCAAACAUAGUGUGGUACGUUCUGAAAGCGCCAAUGAUCUUGAAUGAAACGUAUAGAAAAAUCAGAAGAUCAGUUUUUGAAAGGUGGGGUGUUCUAAACCUUCACUGAUAAACUUUGUGUUUUUCUAAUGAUAAGAAACUCCGGUAUAUUUCGGUUCCUUGUUUUUGAAGGAGGAGAUGUUUGUAAAUAAGAAAAAUAUUAAUUUUGAUAAGGGAAACGGAAAAGGUAGCGUAGACGGACAGAGUCCAAACGGCUUCGAAAAUGCCUUUAAAAAAACUAGGGCUCAUUUUUGAGUUCCUAAUUUUAAAAGUUUCUCUGAAUCUCCUUUCUAACUCUUUUACGCCUUUUUUCUUCUAUAAAGUUCUUUUUUAGACAAAGUCAAGAGAAAGGAGCCUUUUCCCAAGUAUUCUUUUAAAGUCCUGCCUGCUGAACAUUGCCUGUUCGAUUUUAACUUCGAAAAGCUCCAGUUUCAGGGAAAGGUGUCGAUUUUUUAACAAUUUUUCUAAAAAUUGGCUUUUAGAAAAAUUGUUCUCUAUCUCCGACUGUCUCUGAGCAAAAAUUCAAGAAUCUUCUGCCAGAUUCAUUUUUGUAUCAAUUUUUCUUUCGGGUAGAUUUUUUAGCCCAUUCCCAUUUACAUCAGACUGGCUUGAGCCAUCGAAAAAGUUUCCUGAACGCUUAAAAAAAACGAAAUAGUAUUUGAUUGCUGGAGAGCGCAGACAGUUCCCGGUCUCUUAGCGUCCCAAGCUAGCCUUGCAUUGGCUAUAAUUCAGACUAAAAUGAAAGUCUUUUGAAAUAAGUAACUUUUCAGACAUAUUUGGCUCCUGUAGCCGAUAUGAGUUUGGUGAACCGAACCGGCGUAAAACUGACGAAAAAUGUCAUUCUUGUUAAAGUAAGCACCCUUUUCUAACUCAUGAUAUCAAAAAAAUCUCAGCCGGAAGACUUUGAAAGCGAUGUUUCGAUAAAAAAGGCAGAUCACUCUCAUUUUUGGACUGAUUCCCACGAUCCUUCCGUCACCAGCGACGUAAUUCAAAUGAGAGCCACUCUGUUUUUAAAUCUAAUUGAGGGCUUCAAAUGGUUCGGAAGAGUUAUGCAGAAGUCUUGUCAGAAUACUCUGAGCGAUUCGGAACUUCUGGAGCGACUUAAGGCCGAGAAGUUUGACGUCGCCUACGCAGAACCGGUAGUUCUCUGCGGCGUUGGUUGGUCUUCGACAUUUCUUUAAUGCUAAAAGCCAAAUCUCGUGGUUCACAGCUUCAGAAGAAACCAUGCUCGUUUCCUAUUUUCCAGCUCUGUUCCACUACUUGAAAAUAGAAGCCGUGAUUCUGACGACGUCGACAGUCUACUUCGACAUGGUUCCGCACCUGGUCGGCGAGCCUCUGAUGCCCAGUUGCUUGCCUUGUACUCUUCAUCCUCUCAAUUUCUUGACUGAGUGAUCUUUAGCUUUGUUUUCUGAAGUUUCGGAUGAGAUGACGUUGCUGGAACGGCUUCUGAAUCUGCGGACGCUGUGGUGGUCGCAUUCGAUCAACGAGGAACUCAUGGCCAACGAGACUUUGAUCUACAGACACUUCCUCGGAGAAGACGUUCCUACCGGCACAGUUGCUUCAACAUCAGUUUAAUAUUGAAACAAGCUUGAUUUUCACAGGAGCUGCUCCCUCAGGCGACUUUCCUGUUCACCAACUCGAACCCUUAUCUCGACUUUCCGCGUCCGACUCUUCACAAGACCAUCCAAAUCGGAGGGAUUACACUCGACAUGGCCAGAAUUCGUUCAGAAAAAGUUUCUCAGGUUUGGAAGAUUUUCCAAAAUUAAUUGGGUCAAAAGAUUGGAAAAUUAUAGCUUGAUCGGGUUGAAGAAGAUUCAACUAUGAAAUUAUGAAAUUAUGGAAACGAAGGGCCUUUUUUGUGUUAUUUCGGGUCUGUACCUUUAGAUUUCGGAAAAAAUUUCUUGAGCAGAUUGGUAAAAAAGCCCCUAAAGUUUGGGACCUCAGGACGUCCUUCAGCGGUCAAUCAGAAAAAUCCAAGCCAGAAAAUGCCUCCUUCCAUUCAAAUCGGCCAUUUUAAAAACCAGGAGCUCGACAACUUAUUGAACCUUCGCAAAAAGUCGGUUCUCGUCUCUUUCGGAUCCAUGAUCGCGUCCAGCGAAAUGCCGCUCAAAUCAAAGUUCUUACUCCAUUUUUUAUUUUUGACGUUUGAGUUGAAACCCAGGAGCAAUCUUCUGUCAAUAUUCAAAUCGAUGCCCGAAGUGACUUUUAUUUGGAAGUACGAAGACGAGGAUACGAAAUGGGCCGGAAACGUCGAGAACGUCCAUUUCAUGGCCUGGGUACCGCAAACGGCUCUUUUAGGUUCCCUUUUUUGUCAAAUCGAGGAUUUGUUCUGAAAUUUUUCAGCUGACCCUCGCUUGUCCGCUUUCGUGAGUCACGGCGGACUUGGCAGCAUAACUGAAGUCGCAUACAGUGGAAAACCUGCCGUCACUGUCAGGUUUUUUCUUAUUAUAACAUAAAAUAAUCGUAAAUUUUCUUUUCCAAGAGAGUUUAUUCAAGUGUUAAGUUCGUAUUUUUCUGAGAACACGGGCAAAGUACAAACGAUCUCAAAAAUAAAACCUGGAGCUCCUUUUUGAGUUCCUAAACAUAUGUCGAAAGCUCCUUUCUAAAAUUCUCUAAAACUUUUUUUCCGCUUCUUCUUUUUUCUCCUAAUAAGGUCAAGAAUAAAGAAGCCUGUUAGGUCUUCUUCCCAAAAGCUUCUUUUAAAAAUUCACAUUCCAAAAAGUUUCGUGCACAUAGACACUAAGGAGACGCUUCCUCUAGAAUCCGUUUGAUAAUAAAUUCCAAACUUGACACGAAAACGAACUUCCUUGUCAGAUUCCGAUCUUUGGCGACCAGCCAAGAAACGCGCAGAUGCUGAAAAAACACGGCGGCUCAAUUUUGAUCAACAAAUUUGACAUGGACAACAGCGAAAUCGUUGAGAAGGCUAUCCGCUCAGUCCUUUAUGAAGAAAAGUAGGACUUUUUUUACUAUUCCAUCAAAAAAAUCUUCAUUAGGUACUCUCAAAGCGCUAAAAAGUUGUCGGAAGUUCUGGAAUCCGCGCCGCUGAAGCCAAAAGAACUCGUCCUUCGAUACACCGAGUUUGCCGCCAAGUCUGUUUCUUCUUGAUUUCAUUUUGAAAUAAUCAACUUUAGGUUUGGAAAAUUGCCGAAUUUGGACCCUUACGGAAGAAAAAUUUCCUUCGUUCAGUACUACUACCUUGACGCGUUAUUCAUGGGUUUUUCAACUCUAGUUCUUGUUUUUCUCGGCAGCUUUUAUUUAUUGAAAUGUUUUUCCAGGCCGUUAA